AUGUCUCUGUUGCGGCAGAUCACCCCGCGCACGAGAGCAGAUGUAGCAGCUGCAGCAGCAGUUGCUGCAGCCGCUACACCUGUAGCGACUGCCGCAGCUGCUGCUGCUGCUGCUGCGUCUGCCAAUGCCAGGCCUUCCCGCUGCAGAAGGCAGCAUCCGCUGCUGUUGGGCUUAGAGCGCCAACGGCAGCAAAUGCUGCUGCAGCAGGAGUGGCAGCAGCCGAGAGGCUGCUUCCACUGCAGGCAGCGGCAGCAAGUUGCUCGUUUAAGAGCAGCAAGCUCGGUUGCAGCAGCUGCUGCUGUGCAGCACCAGAGCGCGCAGCAGCGUUAUUACAUGCACCAGUGGCCGCAGCAACAACAGCAGAUUCAGCAGCAACUCACUGAGGAGGACAACUUUCCUUUUGCUGCUCAUGCUUCCUGUUGGGCGCAACAGCCUCACGUCGAGCUGCCGGCAUGGCAGAACCUACCGCAGCAGCAGCAGCAGCCGCAAUGGCAGCAGCAGCCGCAAUGGCAGCAGCAGCCGCAGUGGCAGCAGCAGCAGCAGCAACCGCAGCCGCUUCAGGAGAGCCAGAAGCUGCAGCAGCUGCAGCACGCACCGCAGCCAGAGCAGCUGCGGCCUCUCGGAACAUACGUUUGGCAGCAGGCGCUGCAGCACAGCGAUGAAGAGUGGCAAGGAGUAAGUUUGGAAACUGCUGGCGUGCUGCAGCAGCAGCAGCAGCAGCAGCAGCAUCCAUGGGCGUGGCAGGAGGACUCAUCUCUCCAGCAACUCCUGCUAGAGCUCCCUCAGCCGCCGCAUCACAUUUUCCACAAGCCGCAGCAGCAUCAGCAGCAAAUGGAAGAGCGGCCUCAGCAGCAGCUGCUGCAGCAGCCGCAGCAGCAAGCUGCUAACGCGGGCGCUGCGCUGUGCAAAAGCAGCUCCUCCCAAGCGAGCAAAGGAGGUCCAGCAGCAGCAGCAGCAGCAGCGCCAGCAGCAGCAGCAGCGCCAGCAGCUGCAGCAAAUGCUCCUUCAGCGAUUGAGGGCCUCAAGGAGCUGCGGCGGAUGGGGGAGAUGCAGCAGCAGCGCGUGUACGCUAGGCUGCUUGGCAAGGCGGAGGAGGGUGCUGGUGCAGCCAACUGCCCCGCAGCAGCACAAACAGGCGCAGCAGCAGCAGCAGCUGCUGCUGCUUCUUCUGGGCUGUCGGCCAGUGUGCUGCUGUGCCUUCAUGCUCUCGAGCUGGAGGCCAUGCAGCAAGGUUUGCUGCUGGCAGAUGUGCCAAGAGAGGAGCUGUUCAGACACCUGAAGACAGCUGUGCUGCCUGGGGAGCAGCAGCAGCGGCGGCAGCAGCCUUUGCUGCUCAAUCCGGAUUGGCUGCAGCAGCAGAAGGAAGCAGCCUACGGCGUGAACCCCUACCCGAUCCCGCUCCGCUGGACGCAGCAAGAUCUGCCCUCUGACCCGCAGCAGCAGCAGCAGCAGCAGCAGCUGCAGCUGCAGCAGUCACGGGAGUUGGCCCCCUCUCGUUCUUCUGCAGAGGAGCUGAUGAGCGUGCUGCGGCGAAGACAAGUAAUAGUGGAAGGCUGCAUCUGGAAGCGGCUAACAGCAGAAGUGCAGCAACAGCUGCAGCAGCUAGCUGCAACAGGUAAAGGAGGUGACUCAGGCCCCGCCAAGCGGCUGUGGGUCCCUUGGGUUAAAGACAUGACCAAGCCUAUAGCGGCGCUGCAGCGGCGGCAGCGGCGCUUUGCUGCAGCAGCAACAGCUGCUGCUGCUGAGUCUGAUGACGCGGACGCUGCAGCAGCAGCAGCAGCUGCUGUCGCAGACUUCGACGGCAACGAUGGCUACCUCCCGCAGCAGCUGGAACCUGUUUUGCUGGCUGUCAUUACUGCACGCACAGUGCUGCAGCAGCUGCUGCUGCCUAAAGCCACAGCUCCCACAGGGCCGACAAGCAAAGGGCGAGAAGGCUUGACUGCUGCUUCAUCUUGCUCUGCAGCAGCGGCAGCUGCUGCUGCUGCUGCAGCUGCUCUGUCUGCUGGAGGGCCAGAGCUGCAGCAGCGGCAAGCGCUAGUAACACAGGUUGCAAUGAGUAUCGGAGACGCAGUGCACGCAGAAGUUGCGGCUGCGUUCCUCGAGAGGCAGCAGCAGCAGCAGCAGCAGCUGGGCCAGUGCUACCUGCCGCUGCGCAAGCAGCAGCAAAAGCGGCAGCACCGCUACAGCGGCGGAACUGCAGCACAAACGGCACAAGCUGCUGCCUCACUAGCAGCAUCACCGGUGCUGCUGCCUCGGUGGUCUUCGCGGAAGCGUCUUGCUGUUGGGGGGUUGCUGCUGCAGUUGCUUGUGAAGCAUGCGAUGAUUGAGGCUCCAUAUGCAGCAGCAAAAGAGGAGCUCGCCACAGAGCUGCAGCAAUUGAGGGCCGAGAAGCAGCGCAUACUUCUGAGCAGGUCCCGCAGGCGGGAGCAGCAGCAGCAGCUGUUAGAUCAGUCGGGUGCAGCACAGGCUCGAGCAGCAGCUGCAGCGGCCCCUGAGACGGCCGAGCAAAUUGUUGCCUCGAAAGAAGCAGCAGCAGCAGCAGCUGCUGCUGCUUCUGCAGAAGAAGCAGAGGCUGCAGAGGAGAUACUGACAGACGCAGCAGCAGACUUAGGGGUGUAUGUGCCUCUGGGAGGCCGAGCCGCUGAGGAGCUGCAGCACCUCGUGGCCUACAAGUCGCGGCACGGCCACGACAAGGUGGAGGUUCCCGCAUUUCGCCACCGAGUUCUUUACUGCGCGAAGCGGCGAAAGAAAUUCGGAGUUAUUGAAAUGCGGCGCCUCUGCUUUGAUCGCUUGACCGCGGUGGGCAGCAGUCCUGAAGAAGCCGCAGCAGCAGCAGCGGCAGCAGCAGCAGCUGCCGCUGCUGCAGACACGGCAGCAGGGCUGUCCCUCGCAGCAGCACCACUACCAACGGCUGCCGAACCACCUGCUAACGCUAAAGAGCAUUCUCAGCAAGGGCAUCUGCCGCUGGGGAAGGGCGGAGGUGCAGAAGCAGCAGCAGCUGCAGCAGCAGCUGCUGCUGCCACUGUACGUACAGCUGCAGAUCGCUUGUCUUCUCCCUUCUGGCUCAUGCUGAAGCACGUCCCCAUGCUGCUGCCCCCAGCGCCCUGGACUGCCUACGGCAGCGGCGGCUACUUGAUGCUGCGCACAGCUUUUGUGCGUAGCGUGUCUGACACAGACCCGGGAAGCGGCGCUGGCCACAGCAGCAGCGCCAAAGAGAGCAGCAGCAGCGGCGCAGCUGACGGGGAGGCAGCAGAGGACUCUGAGCACCUCGCUGCCGACUCGGACGCCGCCGCCUCGUCUGUGAACGCUGCAGCAGGCAGCGACAGCAGCAGCAGGAGCAGCAGCAGCAGCCGUAAGAACGGCAGCCGCAGCAAGAAAGGCUCCGAUAUCUACUUGGGGUGGGGCCCGCGAGCAAAGGCGUGUCAAGACUUUCGAGUGUAUAACACAUCUACAGUUCGUUCUGCAGUCUCUCUUUUAGGGUCUGUCCCAUGGCAGAUCAACACGCAAGUGCUGCAGGUGCUGCAGCAGGCCUGGGCCUCAGGCGAGGGGCUAGGCAAAAUGCCGGCGCGGCACUCCCUCCCCAUUUCGCAGCUGCUGGAGCAGCACGAAGCCCAGCAGCAGCAGCAAGAGGAAAGCGGAAGCAGCAGCAGGAGCGCAAGCAGCAGCAAGAGCGAAAGCCGGUCGGUGCUGCUGCGGCACCUUCUGCAGCAAGAAACGCGCAUGAAGGGCGAGCGCCCCUCGUUUUUGCUGAAGCUGGAAACAGCGCAAAACUUCGCCUUGUGCUCAGCUCUUUACUUUCCCCACAACAUCGACUUCAGGGGCCGCUGCUAUCCACUCCCCCCUCACCUCAAUCAUAUGGGAGAUGAUGUUUCGCGCGCUUUGCUGCGGUUUACUCGCAGCCGGCCGCUGGGCGACAGUGGCUGGCGGUGGCUGCGGAUACACCUGGCGAAUCUGUUCGGACACAACAAGCUUUCCUUUGAGCGAAGGUGCAGCUGGACAGACACCCGAAUGCCGCAGAUCCUCGCUGCAGCGGAGCAGCCCAUGCAGCACAAGGACUUCUGGGCAGCAGCAGAGGAGCCCUGGCAGGCCCUUGCUGCAGUCCUCGAGAUCGCUGCAGCAGUCAAGUCGGGGGACCCCACAACUUUCCCCAGCAAACUCCCGGUGCACCUCGAUGGCACUUGCAAUGGCUUGCAGCACUACGCUGCCUUGGGCAGAGACCUCCGGGGAGGAGCUGCUGUGAACCUCUUGCCUGCUGAAACGCCUCAAGACGUCUACUCCCUCGUCCUGCAGGUCGUGAAGCAGAAUGUGCACUGCAUUUCGGCCUCUUCCACGGCCUCCUCAGCAGCAGCAGAAGCAGCAGCGGCAGAGGAAGCUACUCAGCAACGGCAACAGCAGAAUGGAAAGAAGAAACCGCGGAAGCAGGCCGUUGCUGCACGGAAGCAGCAGCAGCCAUGGCAGCAGCAGCAGCAGGAAAGGCGCCGCGAGUUGGCGCGGCUGUGUGAAACGCACGGAAUUUUGCAGCGAUCUGUAGUGAAGCAAACAGUGAUGACCGUUUGCUACGGUGUGACCGCCCUUGGGGCCCGAGACCAAGUGCUUUCUCAGCUAGAGGACCUGCUGGGGGGCCAACUGCGGCCUGAAGUGCUGCGGGAGCUAGGGGGGUUCUUGUCUCGCAUUGUGCUGCAGUCCAUUGGGGAGCUGUUUCGGGGCGCCAUGCAGACUAAGAAGUGGCUGGACACCGUUUCGGGUGUAUGUACAGCUGCGGGAGUGCCGGUGGCAUGGGAGGUGCCCGCGAUCGGGCUGUUGUGUGAGCAGCCUUAUCGGUCGCUGCAGCAGCAGCAAAUCCGCUCCCCGCUGCAGCGCCACACUUUGCACGUGUCAGGAGACAGCGCGCCUGUCAGCAGGUCCAAGCAGCGUUUGGGUUUUCCUCCCAACUUCAUUCACAGCCUUGACGCCGCCCACAUGAUGCUCACGGCGUUGGAGUGUAUAGGCACCUACAAGAUCGACAUGGCCGCCGUGCACGACUCCUACUGGGCCCAUGCCGGGUGUAUAGACACCCUGGCAGUGGCCCUCAGACAGCAGUUCGUUCACCUCUACCAGCACGACCCGCUGCAGCUUCUGUAUGACAGCGUCAAGAGCCGACUUCCCAAACAAGCAGCAGAGCUGCCUCGACCCCCCGCCAAGGGCGAGCUGGACAUCAGACAUGUGCUAGCCAGCCCUUACUUCUUCCACUGA
This is a messenger RNA of Eimeria tenella, 5232 nucleotides long. Its product is annotated as DNA-dependent RNA polymerase, putative. Gene Ontology annotation, cellular component: mitochondrial DNA-directed RNA polymerase complex. The coding region runs from base 1 to 5232 and encodes 1743 amino acids. Gene Ontology annotation, molecular function: DNA binding; DNA-directed RNA polymerase activity. The transcript is spliced from 2 exons. NCBI's taxonomy places the organism in Eukaryota, Apicomplexa, Conoidasida, Eucoccidiorida, Eimeriidae. Gene Ontology annotation, biological process: mitochondrial transcription. The record is from RefSeq and is a predicted model, not a curated record.